Capronia epimyces CBS 606.96 is the source of this 618-nucleotide messenger RNA. RefSeq lists its product as uncharacterized. Gene Ontology annotation, biological process: protein ubiquitination. NCBI's taxonomy places the organism in Eukaryota, Fungi, Ascomycota, Eurotiomycetes, Chaetothyriales, Herpotrichiellaceae. The transcript is spliced from 2 exons. Gene Ontology annotation, molecular function: ubiquitin protein ligase activity. Gene Ontology annotation, cellular component: cytoplasm. The coding region runs from base 1 to 618 and encodes 205 amino acids. The record is from RefSeq and is a predicted model, not a curated record.
AUGGCAAGCUAUGAGACCGAACAUGGGAUUGAUCGAACAGAGCAAUCCGAAACCCGUCCUCGCAGACCAGAUCUUUCUUCCUUUUUCAAUCAUCUGUCCCAAAUCACACCCGAUCGUCCAGAAGAGAGAGCACGAGAAUACGCCCUUCCCGUACCGGGGGAUGUGUCAGCCGCAUUCACCUCCCUUGCCGAAGCAUUCCAAGCCAUACAAAGAGAAAAUGAGCAUGCCGACUCGGAUCUCCUUCAAAACAUGAUUGAGGCAUUGAUGAGCUCCGCUGAACAACCACCUCGGGAAGUGAAAGGUGUGGAAGAAGAAUACAUUGCUGAACUGGAGCGUGUCAAGAUCAAGACGAUCAAGAAAGACGCAGAAUGCCCGAUCUGUGGAAAUGCAUUUGUAGACGAUCCACACCCACUUGUGGUGCGCCUUCCUUGCCAUUCGAGUCAUCUUUUUGAUCUUGAGUGCAUCAGACCUUGGCUGCUCUUGAACGGAACCUGUCCUCUCGACAGAAAGGACCUCGCGCAACGCGAGAGGGAUCGGAAAAAGAAACUGUUAGAAGAGAUCAAGAAGAACUCUUCUCCCGAGGAUGAGGAAGAAGAGUGGGAUGGGCUCUAUGGUUGA